UAAUUUUUAUUGUAAAUGAAGAGAAAAACAUACAAAAGAGAAUAUGAAGUUGAAUCUAUUGUAGAUAGGAAACAAGAUGAAUAAACUAAAGCCUAUCUCUAUUAAAUCAAAUGGAAAGGUUAUCCUCAUUCAUAAAAUACUUGGGAACCCAUAGAACAUUUAUAAAAUCCACAUGUGAAGAAAAUGGUUAAAGAAUUUGAUAAAGCACAAGAGGCUACCUCCUUUAAAAAAAAAAAUAUUAAUUUAGAACUCCUUAAGCAAACUUUAUUAUAGAAACUCACAGAGUUUUUGAUUAAAAAUGUGCCUUAAGAAAAUGAUAUACAGGAAAUUAUUUUAAGUGAUUUCAGCAUAUCAUCAAAUUCAAACAAAUGUAACUUUAAAAUACCAAAUGUAAGAGAGGAUUCUAAAAAUUUUGAUAAGAAACAAAGCUAGUAGUUCUAAAAAACACUCAAUUCUUUAAAUUCCAACUCUUGA
Paramecium sonneborni is the source of this 474-nucleotide messenger RNA. Lineage: Eukaryota; Ciliophora; Oligohymenophorea; Peniculida; Parameciidae. The record is from the annotation of a GenBank genome assembly.